GGGCCCCAGGGACAUUAACUCUUCGUGGGGCCCUGGAGGAGAGCAGUGAUCACCAGAAGUCAGUGGCGGGCAUCUGUGUGGUGCCCGGGGUCGACCUGGGUUCAGGAAAGGAUGCUGACAUUGAUCUGGGCAGGGAGACCCUUCACCCCACCCCAAAGAAAGGGUGGCAAAGUUGCUUGCAUCUCUCACCUUCCACAUUUAAGCCAGGCGAGCUUUAUGAUGGAGGAUGCAAGGCGCCCGAGACGGAGGAGACGCGGCGCGUGGAAAAUGUGCAAACUGAGGGUCUCGGCGAGGCCUGUCCAGGGCCCCCCGCACCAGCCUCCCACCCCCAGCUCGCUGCCCAGCCAGGACCCCCAGCUGUCUCUUCGGGCAGCCUGCGACAGCUGAAGGGUGUGCGGGGGGAGGGCACGGGGGUCCAGGCGGGGCUGGUCGCACAUUUGUCACUGACGCUCAGGGCCCGGCUCCCCGCCCCUCCCCCGCCCCAGGCUCGGCACUAUUUUGGGUGGUGUAGACCCCGCCCCCACCUCCGACCGAGCCCCGGCUCUCCAGGCAGCUGGAGGGGUCGCUGCACCUCGGACCAGGGCCGCCAACGCCUCUGCAGCCAUGUCGGGCCGCUCGGUGCCCCAUGCCCACCCGGCCACCACGGAGUACGAAUUCGCCAACCCCAGCCGCCUGGGCGAGCAGCGCUUCGGAGAAGGCCUCCUGCCAGAAGAGAUCCUGACCCCCACCCUCUACCACGGCUACUACGUGCGGCCCCGGGCCACCGUGGCCAGGGAGGAGGGCCGCAGAGCAGGGGCCUCGGAGCUCAGGCUCAGUGAGGGGAAAUUCCAGGCAUUUCUGGAUGUCAGCCACUUCACCCCAGAUGAGGUGACCGUAAGGACUGUGGACAACCUGCUGGAGGUGUCUGCCCGGCACCCCCAGCGCCUGGACCGCCACGGCUUCGUGUCCCGAGAGUUCUGCCGCACCUACGUCCUGCCUGCCGACGUGGACCCCUGGCGGGUUCGCGCAGCUCUCUCCCACGACGGCAUCCUUAACCUGGAGGCGCCUCGGGGUGGCCGACAUUUGGACACAGAGGUCAACGAGGUCUACAUCUCCCUGCUCCCUGCGCCUCCUGAUCCAGAGGAAGAAGAGGAGGCGAGCACAGCCGCGCCCUGAGUGCCACGGAGCCAGCACCCAGCGAGCCCCUUUCCACUUCCCGUGGUGACAGGAGCAGGGGGCCACCACCCCGGAGGUAGCAGCAUCCCUGGGGGGGAAGGGAAGAGCGCAUGGCCCCCAAUGUAUGGUUUGGUCCCUUGAGACAUGUCAAAGCAUUUGUGUAGUCCUGGGUGGAGCUGAAUAAAGCCCAAUCUCAGGGCCUUG
Suricata suricatta (meerkat) is the source of this 1359-nucleotide messenger RNA. RefSeq names its product heat shock protein family B (small) member 2 (gene HSPB2). Bases 604 to 1155 code for a protein of 183 amino acids. NCBI's taxonomy places the organism in Eukaryota, Metazoa, Chordata, Mammalia, Carnivora, Herpestidae. Gene Ontology annotation, biological process: protein refolding; response to heat. The record is from RefSeq and is a predicted model, not a curated record. The transcript has 2 exons. Gene Ontology annotation, molecular function: structural constituent of eye lens; protein folding chaperone.